Molecule: messenger RNA, 2796 nt
Organism: Hordeum vulgare subsp. vulgare (domesticated barley)
Lineage: Eukaryota; Viridiplantae; Streptophyta; Magnoliopsida; Poales; Poaceae
Product: cation/H(+) antiporter 2-like
Exons: 2
Coding region: 164-2617 (817 amino acids)
Biological process (GO): regulation of pH; proton transmembrane transport
Cellular component (GO): endomembrane system; membrane
Molecular function (GO): antiporter activity
Source: RefSeq, a predicted model, not a curated record
UCCCGGAGAACAUUUUCUGGCAGGACCACGGCCGCGCAAUCAUCCGCCGCCGUCGACGGUCGACGUUGUCACCAUCCAUCCGCAAGCGCGCGCCACGAACGGGAGAGCAGGCCAGCGAGCCGGACGACGGAACUGAAGAGGAAGAAGGAUUGAUCAAGCGGCCAUGGCGAGACCCAUGGACUGCGACCUGGACCGCGAGCUCCAGAACGUGUCCCUGGACACCCUCUUCCUCAUCAUCCUCCAGGCCGUCGUCGUCGUCGCCCUCGGCAAGUUCAUCCACCUCUCCCUCCGCCGCCACAACCAGCCCAGCGCCAUCUCCCAGAUCCUCGCGGGGAUCAUGGUGGGGAGCCUGGGGCUGCACGAGGUGAUCGUGCACGUGGACGUGGUGAACGUGGAGGACACGUACGGGUGGUACGUCUCCCAGGCGCGCAUCUUCUACAUGUUCUACGUCGGCCUCGACGCCGACGUCGCCUCGCUCUGGAACGACAAGCACCGCUGCACCAUCGCCACCUACGCCAGCGUCGCCACCUGCCUGCUCCUCGCCGCCUUCGUCUCGGGGGGCAUGUACGGCAGCAUGAUGCACACCCCCGUCCGCUCGCCCGAGCUGCUCGCCGCCGUGCUCAUGCUCACGCUCGCCAACACCUCCUCCGUCGACGUCUCCCGGAUGGCCGCCGAGCUCGGCCUCACCGCCACCGCCACCGGCCGCCUCGUCGUCGGCGCCGCCAUUGCCACCAACGUCAUCUGCAUCGUCGGGGAGGGCGUCUUCUCCUGCAUGAAGCUGGCGUCCGGAAGGAUCCCGGGGUACAGCGCGUCCCAGCGGCUCGGGCUCGGCGUGCUGGCGCUCUUCAAGGUCGGCAUCGUGCUCGCGCUGCUCCGGCCAGCCGUGGAGUACAUGAACCGGCGCAACGCGGGGCGGCACCGCAUCGGGAACUGGGAGCUGGCGCUCAUCCUCAUCGCCGUAUCGUACAUCGGCGACUUCCCCCGGCGCGUCGGCUUCGACGGCAUGCCGGCGAGCCUCCUGCUGGGGCUGGCGUUCCCCAGGGAGGGCCCCGUGGCGAGGACCCUCACUCACGCGCUUGCCUACCCGCUGCACGCGCUGGCCCUGCCCUUCUACUUCGGGACCAUGGGGAUGCGGCUCAAAUUUAGCGCCAUGUCCGGCGCCGUUGUCGUGCCCGCCACCCUCCUCACCAUCCUCGGUCUCAUCGGCAAGUGCGCCGGCACCAUGGGCGCCGCCAGGUUCCUCCACAUGCCGCUCGGGGACGCCGCGCGCCUCGGCGUCCUCCUUAACAUCAAGGGCCACGUCAACAUGAUCGACAUGAGCUUUGCCAGCUCCGAGGGGAUUUGGGCGGAGCAGGCGCUGAUGGCCAUGGUGAUGGGCAGCAUGAUCAGCACCGUCAUCGCCGGGCCCGUGUUCGCCGUCGUGUACCGCAGGGAGAGGGAGGCGUACCUGUGCAACGGCCACCGGACGCUGGAGCGGCUGGUCCCUGACCAAGAGGAGGAGCUGCGGAUGCUCGCCUGCGUGCACGGCGCGCGCGCCGCGCCGGCGAUGCUCAGCCUCGUCGAGCUGCUGGCCAGCAAGCCCGCCGUGCAGCCCGCUGUGCACGUCCUGCACUUCUACGACGCCGCGCGCAAGCACGCGCGCGCGGGCACCGGCGGCGCCAAGCGCUACCACGAGCAGGUCCAGCUCGACAGCGACAAGCACUGGGACCGUAUGGACGACGCCGCCACGCAGGUGAACUGGACCGUCGACUUGUUCGCGUCCAUCACCGGUCUCGUCAUCCGGCAGAUCGACACCGGCGACCGCGGCCCCGUCACGAACCUGAAGACCAUCCGCCGCUGCACGGAGGAGGUCCACGCGGACGUCCUGCUCGUGCCAUACCACAAGGAGCAGCACUACGACGGCAGGAUGCUCUGCCGGUGGGAGGACCGCCGCGAGCUCAAUCUGAACGUGCUGGAGCGCGCCCCGUGCACCACCGGCAUCCUCGCGGACCGCCCGUUCCGGAGAGGCGGCACCAGCUUCCAGCUGCCGACCAAGAUAUCCACGAGCGAGGAGACGCCGGGGAGCUCGCGGGACGACCGGGCCGCCGCGCCGACGCACGUGGCCGCUGUCUUCCUCGGCGGGCCGGACGACCGCGAGGCCGUGGCACUCGCCUGCCGCCUCGCCAAGAAUGACACAGUCCACCUGACCGUCGUCCGCUUCGUGGGGCCCGGCAAGCACGACCACACCGGCGUCCAGACGGCACGCGGCGACGAUGACGCCGACGGGGAGGUGUCCGUCGUGGUGGACGAUCCCGACGAGUGCUGCAUGGCGGCGCUCCACCGCGAGUACGUGGCGAAGGAGCUCGCGUCGUACGUGGAGAAGGCGGUGGGCGGCGGGGCGGACGUGGUGGAGGCCCUGCGGAGGAUGGCCGGGGCGUACGCGCUGGUCGUGGUGGGGCGCGGCGGGCGGCAGCCGGCAGAGCUGCUGGCCGGGCUAGAGUGCGGGGAGAUGGGCCCAAUCGGGGACAUCCUCGCGUCGGACGAGUCGCUGGAGAUGGGGUCCGUGAUCGUCCUGCAGCAGAAGAAGGCCGUGUCGACGGCGUUCGGCCUCGACCCACCACCGCCGGCAGGGGUCUGACGCCGCAGUGCAAAUUAAGACGUAGAAAGUAUAGCUGUGUAUAUUUAGAGUCUAGAAUAAAUUGUGUACUUCGAAUUAAUAUAGUGACACGUCUCAGUUUGGCUGGAAUUUUUUUUUGUUCAGUUCAGCGAAUAAGCACCAAACAGGAAAGAGAUACUCCUUAUCAGUGCGUGGACAGU